UGAAAAUAGUAGCUGAUGAUACACGUCCUAAUGAAACCAAUACUGUUAGUUUAUUUUAUUUUUGCAAAUCCUGGAUAUGGCUUAAGUUUAAGCACGUAUAACAUAUGGAACACUAUGUUCAACUGGCCAGUCAGAAAACUGAGGAUACUAGAAAUGAUCGGCACAACUGGGUCAGAUGUGAUUGCUUUGCAAGAAGUUAGAAGUAGCAAAGACCCAAAGGUGGCAAAUCAGAUAGUAGAAAUAAAGGCAGGAUUACCAUCAUACUUCAAGUGGCAUGUCUUCAAAGUUGCAAACAAUGUAUCAUUCAUUGACCAGACCAUCGACACAGAUUAUCCAGGAGAAGGUAUUGGUAUCAUCAGUCGCUUGCCAGUUGUUGACAGCUCUGUUCAGUAUUUGCUACCACAUCCAAGAGAUCCUGACAAAAACAAACGUGUCAUUGUACAUGCCAGAGUGAAAGAUAGAGACGAAACUUUGUAUGAUAUCCUUGUAGUACACUUGUCCUAUUAUAGACAACAGCAGUGUAGAAACAUAGCAGACAUCACAACAUUUAUAACAAAGAGAAGACUUCACAAUGUUAUUAUACUUGGUGAUUUUAAUACAUACAAUGACUACAACUGGCCCAUAGAGAUAUUUCUUCGUGGCAGAGUGACAAAAGACAAUCCGUGCUGGAAAGUUAGGAAAGAUGCCGACUUGUCCGGACUUCACUUCAAAGAUGCGUGGCUAGUUGUUCAUCCUAAAGAGGAUGGUCUAAGUUUUAGUAAUAUGCCUUCACCUGGAUUUGAAAGCAGACCAGAUAGAAUUCUGAUGGAGUCCAAACUACAUGUGAAAUCUGUCAAACUAAUUGGAAAUGGUGAUCGGUAUAAACAAAGAUAUAAGGCAGCUAUUCAUUGGUCAAGAUUCACCAAUAUUAUCCAAUCAGCUUAUUUGUCAUAUAAAGGAGUGACAGGAUAUCCCUGCAAGCAUGAUUGUGGACCCCGUGGAUCUUGUCAAUGUGGGGUUUGUGUUGCAAUAGGAAACAAGCAGGAUUGUCUUCUACCUAACUGUGAUACAUGUAAUAACAGUACAUUCAAAAGUCUAGUCGCACAUUCUAUUUUAUUUGUUAUGGUUAUGUUCCAUUUGUUUUAUGCCAUAGUUUUAAUAUUAACAAUAGGUGCUAAUUCUUAUGGGGAUACAUUGUAUUCCAUUCUUGGUUUUAAAUGUUGUUUAUUUAAUCCUAAAUUAUGCAAAUUUAGAGGAACAAGUUUUCGACGAAAACAAAAGUUUAUAAAAGUUAGUCAGGUGUGGCCAGUGUUUUGGUUACCACCAUAUGUACAGUUCUUUGGAAGUUUAAUAGUAUUACUUUUUCUAUGCAUGUAUACAAAAACUGUAUUUAGAACAGUAUUAGAUUUAACAUACACUGUUUUAGAUGAAGAAUUGUUCCCUUCAGAUCAUUUGAUGGUUGUUGCACAUGUUAUUACAUAAAACACACUAUGAUGUAUUCUUAUUAGAUUUUAUUUUGCUGUAUUGCUGUUGAAUUACAGAUAAAAAAGUCAUGUUAAGCUGUUGAAAAUUGACAGGAGAUUCUUGUUAAACUUUUCCUAUCAUUUGAAUGUGGAAUAUGCAAAUCUGUUCUUGUUAAUUCUUCCUGUUGCAUGGCAGUAGUAUCUAUGGUAAUGCUUUAUAAAUGUGCUGACCUAUGAAUAUAAAGGGCGUCUGUUGACAGAUCAUUGUUCUUAUGUGAAAUACAAAGACUAUCUUGUACAAAACUGAUGGAGUAGGUUUGAAGAUUCUACUGAAGAGCAAGUUAGGUUAUGAAUUUCAUCCACAUUCUAAACUUAUCAACUAUUACAAAAGCAAAUUUGAGAAUCCUCUCAUAUAUUACAUUAUUAAGACAGACUAAUGCAUAUCUAUGUACUGUAUAACUCUAUUUUUAGCUCGACUAUUCGAAGAAUAGGGGAGCUAUCCUACUCGCCCCGGCGUGAGCGUUAGCAUUAGCGUGAGCGUCACACAAAUGUUAAAGUUUGUGUACCACCCCAAAUAUUUUCAAAGUCCAUUGAGAUAUUGCUUUCAUAUUUUGCAUACUUGUAUACCAUCAUGACCCCAGUCUGUAAAAAGGAGGAGGCAACUCUAUCAAGCAUUUUGACUGAAUUAUGGCACCUUUUCGACUUAGAAUAAAUGUUAAAGUUUGUGUACCACCCCAAAUAUUUUCAAAGUCCAUUGAGAUAUUGCUUUCAUAUUUUGCAUACUUGUAUACCAUCAUGACCCCAGUCUGUAAAAAGGAGGAGGCAACCCUAUCCUGCAUUUUGACUGAAUUAUGGCACCUUUUCGAUAAGAAUAUGCUUAUUGUAAUGUUAAAGUUUUACUCAUAGCUUAUAUUAUACUAUCAAGCACUGAGAAUAGUCGAGCGUGCUGUCAGCUCUUGUUUGUUGCUUAGAGUGUAUUGCAUAUACUGAUUGAAAAAACAUUGUAUCCUAGUUUAUUACUGAAGAUGAGCAAAUAUGGCACAAUUAAAAGAAUUGUUGAAUACUGACAAAGAACAAAUAGCAUGUUGCAUUUUUAGCUCGACUAUUUGAGCUAUUCUACUCACCCUGGCUUCGGCGUUGGCAUCACACCUUGUUUAAAGUUUUACAUGCAGGAACAUAUGGCUAUCAUUUAAAGGCUUAUAGCUUUGAAACUUAUUUUUUCUUUUUCUAGGUCAGUUACCAACUUCACUGGUCCAGUUUCAUAACUCUGACAUGUAUUAUGACCAAAUUAUGCCCCCUUUUGGACUAAGAAAAUCCUGGUUAAAGUUUUACAUACAAGUUACUAUCUGCAAAACUAAUGCAGAUAUUGAAUUAAAAUGUCACAUUUGUCUUAAGGGUUAUGAAAGUAAUUGAUAGCAUGAAGACCCAUAACUCUGACAUGAUUUUGGCCAAAUUAUACCCCCUUUUGGGCUUAAAAUAUCCUGGUUAAGAUUUUGCAUGCAAAUACAUGUAGCUAUUACUUUAAGGCAUAUGGCUUUGAAACCUAAUUACCAACCUCACUGGGUCAAACUCCAUAACUCUGACAUAUAUUUUGGGCAAAUUAUGCCCCCUUUUGGAUUUAGAAAAUCCUGGUUUGUCUAUCUCCAAACCAAAUGCAGAUAUUGAAUUGAAACUUCACAUAUGUCUACGGGCUUAUAAAACAAGGUGGUAGCAUCAAGUCCCAUAACUCUGACAUGAAUUUUGGCCAAAUUAUGUCCCCUUUUGAACUUUAAACUGCUUGUUAAAGUUUUGCAUGCAAGUUACUAUCUCCAAAACUAAUGCAGAUAAUGGGUUGAAACUCUAUAGAUAUUUUAACGUUCAGGGUAAUAUUCCUGCUUCUGGGACAACAAUUCGAAUAUUCGAGCAUUGGCUGUUUUACGGACAGCUCUUAAUAUGUUCAUAUUGGCUGCUUUUCAACUUUCAGUUCUAUAUUAAAGGCUUUGAUUUUAUUUCAUGGUCAUAACAGAUAAAGCAGCUGUCUAAAUAUAGAAUAUGCAUAAAUAAAUGAAAAGAGAAAUGUUUUUACAAUGUUACACAAGAACUGUUAGUCGCAGUCAUAAAGGGAGGUAAUCAAAAAGAAUUAUUGCAUUGAUAUUUUCAACUGUGUUUGGCAAAUAUUCAGUCUGAUGACUAAUGUAGGAAACUGAUGACCAAUGUAGGAAACUGAUGACAAAUGUAGGAAACUGAUGACCAAUGUAGGAAACUGAUGACAAAUGUAGGAAACUGAUGACCAAUGUAGGAAACUGAUGACCAAUGUAGGAAACUGAUGACCAAUGUAGGAAACUGAUGACCAAUGUAGGAAACUGAUGACAAAAGUAGGAAACUGAUGACCAAUGUAGGAAACUGAUGACAAAAGUAGGAAACUGAUGACCAAUGUAGGAAACUGAUGACAAAUGUAGGAAGCUGAUGAAAAAUGUAGGAAAAGUCAUUAUCGAAAAUUUAUUUCACAAGAAAUUAAUAUAUUUCAUCUUCAUAAGAAAAAUUGCUGCAGCCACAUUGUGAAAUGUCAUUAUUGCUCCUCAGAAAUGAGAGUAUAUAUAUAGUGUACUUAAAUCAAAAGGAAACAGUUUAUAUAGAUGUUUAUGGAACAACACUUGUUUUACAGUAUUAGAUGUUAGGAUAAUUUUGUCUGUUUAUAUAUAUUGUACCCCCCGACAACAAAGUUGUAAGGGGGGUAUACUGGUUUCAGGCAGUCUGUCUGUCUGUCUGUCUGUCUGUCUGUCCGUCUGUCCGUAGACGCAAUCUUGUGCGCACCAUCUCUCCUUAUCCCCUUGACAGAAUUUAAUGAAACUUCACACAAGUGAUCAGUACCAACAGUAGUUGUGCAUGGGGCAUGUUAGGUUCUUUUAGAAAAAAAAUUUGCAGAGUUAUGGGACUUUGUUUUUUUUUGUUACUAUACCAUAUACAUAGACACAAUCUUGUGCGCACCAUCUCUCCUCAUCCCCUUGACACAAUUUAAUGAAACUUCACACAAGUGAUCAGUACCAACAGCAGUUGUGCAUGGGGCAUGUUAGGUUCUUUUAGAAAAAAAAAUUUGCAGAGUUAUGGGACUUUGUUUUUUUUGUUACUAUACUAUAUACAUAGACACAAUCUUGUGCGCACCAUCUCUCCUCAUCCCCUUGACACAAUUUAAUGAAACUUCACACAAGUGAUCAGUACCAACAGUAGUUGUGCAUGGGGCAUGUUAG
This is a messenger RNA of Mercenaria mercenaria, 4669 nucleotides long. RefSeq lists its product as uncharacterized. The coding region runs from base 16 to 1461 and encodes 481 amino acids. Gene Ontology annotation, biological process: GPI anchor biosynthetic process. Lineage: Eukaryota; Metazoa; Mollusca; Bivalvia; Venerida; Veneridae. The record is from RefSeq and is a predicted model, not a curated record. Gene Ontology annotation, cellular component: endoplasmic reticulum. The transcript is spliced from 5 exons. Gene Ontology annotation, molecular function: catalytic activity.